AUGAUUAUGCAAAACGACGACUUCUUCUCAUUGUUCGCUGAAGGAAACGCGACAAUAAAAACGAAUUUUUCGUUAUGGAAGGUGAUCGUGCUGAAUGGUGAGGAUUUGGUGUCGUUUUGGGAGAUGUGGUUGGGUAUAUUGGUGUGGAUGAGUAUCUCGUACGUGUUCGUCUAUUUGUUUGCUGCGGUCAUUUCGACGUUAAUGCUGCACAAACAUCGUUAUAUGCUCUUUGUGACCAUACCCAUGCUUGGUUCGUUGCCGUUCAUUCAUUCAUGUUAUGUGGCUGUUCAUGAAGAAUUGCUCGCUUGA
Molecule: messenger RNA, 309 nt
Organism: Anisakis simplex (herring worm)
Lineage: Eukaryota; Metazoa; Nematoda; Chromadorea; Rhabditida; Anisakidae
Source: the annotation of a GenBank genome assembly